Molecule: messenger RNA, 4943 nt
Organism: Astyanax mexicanus (Mexican tetra)
Lineage: Eukaryota; Metazoa; Chordata; Actinopteri; Characiformes; Acestrorhamphidae
Gene: lrrtm1
Product: leucine rich repeat transmembrane neuronal 1
Exons: 1
Coding region: 1270-2844 (524 amino acids)
Molecular function (GO): protein binding
Source: RefSeq, a predicted model, not a curated record
GAGAGCGCGCUGGGCUGAAUUGUGAGUGGCGUACGACACUCAGUGAACAGAAGGUGUUUCUGCAUGCACUGGCAGCACACUAGUCUGCUGCAAGGGCUCUCUAGCUCUAUUCUCUCUCUUUUUUCUCCCUCUCUUUCUCUCUCUCUCUCUCUCCAUCUCCCUCUGACUCUCUCUCUCUCUCCUCCACACGCACCAGCCCUGCCUUUCAGCCUCUAUGCCUCAGCUUCUCCGCUCGGCAACAGCCUCCUCAGCCCACAGGAAAUGAGCGGCAGCCAAAAGAGAGCUCGCUGGAAAGCAGGCUUCUAACGGACACGGCACUUCGGGAUACCGAAAAAAAGACGAGAAAAGAACGAUAAAAAGAAAAGAGGCAAGCGGGGUGCAGCCAGGGUGGCAAGUAUUCAUCUCACACAAAUGAGGGCACGUUUCUGAGGAAGCUUUCCUCCGAGAGAUCGACGGCCAGCAAAACUGGAUAUAAACCGCGCAGGUCAACGGCUGCUUAAACCGACGGACGUUAAUUUGCGUCGGCAGUUCCAAGAGAGUCUCCGGCAAAAAAGACUAAGAGAGAGUGGGGGGAAAAAAGAAGGAGUUUGAGUGGAUUUUCCCCCUUCGUGAGUUUUUUUUUUCCCUCUCUCUCGCGCUUCUCCUCCUGCUCUGAUCAGCGCAGCAGUCACUGCGGAGAAGCAGUAGAGGGAAAACAGUGCUCACGCAUGCAGUCUGGGCAGCUUGCAUUUCCUGCGAGUGCGCUGAAUGCCACUUGGAUUCCUCCUCUUUCUGGCUCUUUUCACACGAGGAGAACUAAGACAUUGUAAGUCUGCCAGGAGCUGGUGGCCGCUGAAAAGGAGGGGGGGCUGAAUUUGUACCACACUGGGAUCUUUUUUAGAUUCGCACAUAAUUAGUGGCGGCACAAAGGGAGCAGCUGAAUAGAGGUUGUCAGCCUCUGGAAGGGGUGAGUAGGAAUCCUUUCAUACGAGAUUGAUUCUUGAAGAAAGCUUUUUUUUUUACCACCCUUGUCUCUCCUUUUGCUGCUCAAAAUCUAACAUGAGCAAAGUGACUUGCCGUUUCCCCCUUUUGACGUGGUUGGAUUUUCUUAUUUGCCUUUGAGUAACAAAAUCACAAAUCACCAUCAGCCAAGCCACGCUUAAAACAAACAAAAAAACAUGAACAGAACUGAGUAUUUUUGACCUGGGGAGUUACAAAAUCAUGGCGUCCACAACGAGAGGAAUCUGAAUGAUUCAAUGAACUUUUUCUCCACGACACUGCGGGAUAUUCAUGCUAAUGGAUUUCCUCCUAAUUGGCCUGUACUUAAAGUGGCCGCUAAGGAAGCCCCCUGGGUUGAUACUGUGCUCUCUGGGCAUCUUUCUGAAAAUGGUUCCCCUGGUGGGGGCGAGCUGUCCGAGGCUGUGCCGCUGCGACAGCAAGCUGCUGUAUUGCGAGGGGCUCAACCUAACGGACAUCCCCCGCAAUCUGAGCAGCGCCACAGGCUUAUCCCUGCGGGAAAACAACAUCUCAGAACUGCGCGAGGGGCACUUCGUUGGCCUGUCGCAGCUCACCUGGCUCUACCUGGAUCAUAACAACAUCGAGUUUGUCGAGGAGAGCGCCUUCGAGAGGCUGCGACGGGUCAAGGAACUCGACCUCAGCACCAACCGGAUAGAGACCCUGUCCAAUGGGACUUUCAGGCCAUUGCCUAACCUGCGCAUCUUGGAUUUAUCCUAUAACAGGCUGCAGUCACUGGAGCCAGACCUUUUCCACGGCCUUAGGAAGCUUACCAAUUUGCACUUGCGCUACAACGCCCUGAAGUUUGUGCCUGUGAGGAUCUUCCAGGACUGCAGGAGCAUGCAGUUCCUGGAUUUGGGCUACAACCAGCUGCAGAGCCUGGCACGUAACUCAUUUGCUGGGCUCUUCAAACUGACUGAGCUGCAUCUGGAGCACAACGAGCUGGUCAAAGUCAACCUGGCCCACUUUCCCCGCCUCAUUGCCCUGCGCACACUCUACAUGCGCAACAACAAGGCCAACAUUGUGGUCAACACCCUGGACUGGACCUGGCACUUCCUAGAGAAGAUUGACUUCUCCAACAACGAAAUCGAGAACAUUGAGCCACAUGUCUUUGAAAGUGUGCCCAACCUCAAAGAGCUCAUGCUGGACUCAAAUAAGCUAACCUAUGUGGAUCAGCGCAUCUUGGACUCUUGGACAUCCCUAGGCAGCAUUACCUUGUCUGGGAAUCAAUGGGAGUGUAGCCGCAAUGUGUGCGCCCUGGCCUCCUGGCUGAGUGGCUUCCAGGGCCAACGUGAUAGCACCUUGCAGUGUUCAAGCCCUGACACAGCCCAAGGAGAGGACAUUCUGGACGCUGUCUACGCUUUCCAGCUGUGUGAGGACAGCGCUGAGGCCACCACACAGACCUACGCAGCCACUAGAGAUCUGGCUCGAGGAUCCAUUUUUAAAGGCCCCACCAGAGGCCCGUACGAUCUACAAGACGUGGAGGGUGGGGAGGUGGUCACCAACUCCUUUACAGUAACCAUGGCUGCAGAUGAUUUGGAGAGUACCAUGCAGAUCCACAAAGUUGUGACAGGCACCAUGGCACUCAUCUUUUCCUUUCUUAUUGUUGUGCUCAUGCUCUACGUGUCGUGGAAGUGCUUCCCGGCCGGUGUGAGGCAAGUGAGGCAAUGCUUCACCAGCCAACGCCGCAAGCAGAAGCAGAAGCAGACCAUGCAGCAGAUGGCCACCUUGUCCACACCCGAGUACUACGUGGACUACAAGCCCAACCACAUCGAAGGCGCUCUCGUCAUCAUCAACGAAUAUGGCUCCUGCACCUGCCAGCAACAGGCAUCCCGGGAAUGUGAGGUGUGAAGACUUGGCUGCCGUCCCUGGAUAUUUCACAAUUGCACCAGAUCAAUGGAUAUGGGACAUGCUUUGAUGCUGUACCACACUGUGCUGCUCUCUGGAAGAGACUUGGAUGGCAUGUUCGGAGUGCUAGGGGACAGAGACCGAGGAUUUACAGCUGAUUUCAAUGGACUCUUUCAAUGAACCAGGCUUUGGGACUGCUUGACACAUUGUCAUGGAGCUGGCAGGAAUUUUUGUAUGGGAACUCAUCGGUCAAGUUAUCUUGUGACGAGUGGAUAUUUGAGCUUUAAUGUGUCUUUCUACUGAAGGAGAUUAACUGUCUAAAGCUACUGAGGACUUCAAGAACACAAUUUUUCAUUGUGGUAACGACAUUAACAAUGACAAAAUCAAAAAAAAAAAAAGGGAAAAAAGAGAUGAGUCUGUGUAAAAUAUGUUUAAAUCAGAAAUGAAUAAGUGGGAAUAAAAAUUAAGAUGCUAUCAUAUUUCUUUUGUAAACUAUGGAAAAAAGGAAACAAAUGUUUAAAUAAAUGAAUUGCAAUUCACAAUAGUCACGUCUGCAGGCGAGUUUCAGGGGUGGUUUGUUGUCAGUGGUAGCUGGGGAGGAAUUGUCAGUUUGGCUCUGCGGUAUUUGCAGGUGGUAAAUAAAACGUGCAAUGGGGAUCUCGUCGUCACUUCAUUUGAAAUGUUAAGCCUCAAUCUGAAAUUCAGAUCUUUUGGCCCUCCACCACCCUACCCCACCCUUUCUCUUUCUUCCCCAUCUCACCAUAUGUGGGGAAUAAUCACUGUGCAGGCUUGCUGUUACUGUUGUGGUUGCUUUUUAUCUUCUCGUGUCCUUUUCCUCAUAGAUUAAGCAAGCCAAAAAGAGAAAAAAAAAAGGAGCCUGUUGGGUUCUAACCUUAACGGAUCAUUUUACACAAUUGAACCAUGUGGUCCUGCGCAGUCUCAAUAAAACAGGGCCAUGGCGUUUUAAUGGCUCAAAGCUUUUCAACGCCUUUUGAUUGCUUUCUCAUGCUCAGCUAGUGUGCUAGACCUUCCUAAGACAGUGGUGAAAUCAGAGCUGGAACAACAGGCACAUACAGAUAGCCUAGCCUUAACCAUUCAUGUUCAGAAUCGUUCAGAAUGGGUUUAGAACUUGUAGGGAUUGUUAAGGGUUGAUAAAAAGAUGAUGAUUUGUUUUGUCCCUCAAUUUCUGAUUAAGAAGCUAUUUUUUCAAGAUUUCCUUUUUUCGUUAAGGUGUUUGUUAAGGGGCAUACUGGCAGGCAGUGUGUCCUGUGGCACUGGCAGGAAGACAGAGGAUAGGAUGUGGGUUCUGAAAGAAGGUGCAGACUGCUCUCUAGUGUCCCAACACAUGUGGUAGAGGGAAGGAAGAUAUGGUAGCAGCAAGCCAGUGCCUUGCCUUUCCUUAGGUACAGUAGGCUUUAGGUGAUGGUUUUAGAUUUUGUUUUAUUGUUUUUUGUACCUGGGAACAUAUAUAUAUAUACACAUUUGUAUGUGUGUGUAUGAAAGCAUUUGCUUAUAUGUCUGUCUGUCUGUGUGUGUGUGUGUGUGUCGGUCCUAGCUUAGCACUGGACACAGUCACUGCUGCAGAGUAAGUAAGGCAUCAUGCAUUCUGAACACACAGGCCGGUCACUAGGAGUAAACAAGGGUUCAAUUACUUUAAAACGAACGACUCCUCCAGUGCUUUCAGCUGUCACUCAACUUAAGGCAUUUUGCGGCUACCACCAGCUAGCGAAGGGGCAAGCUGGGGAAUGUCACUAUUAGACAUGCUUGAGCGUGUAUUCCUGGUUACUUGAGCAUAUAUGUAUGUAUACGUAUGUGGGGCAAGCUUGAGCUCUUUUGGAUUGGUUUCUUUUAUCGAAAGUUUAACUGCAUGUGUGGCUUUUGGAAGACCAACACUAUUUUUUUUUGUCAAGUGUGUGUGUGUGUGUGAGAAUGUGUGUGGGAUGUCACAAAACAAGGAAAACUGUGAAGCUAAGCAGGGAUUUUCAUAUAUGUCAACCUCAAUGGCCCUGACGACCCUUGAAACUUGAUCUCGAACUGUUCUAUUUUCACCACUGUAUCUGAUCCAUUUGACGAGCUGAGCCAAAAUAAACAAAUAAAACGCA